Messenger RNA from Punctularia strigosozonata HHB-11173 SS5, 2542 nucleotides. RefSeq lists its product as uncharacterized. The coding region runs from base 41 to 2542 and encodes 833 amino acids. Lineage: Eukaryota; Fungi; Basidiomycota; Agaricomycetes; Corticiales; Punctulariaceae. The transcript is spliced from 9 exons. The record is from RefSeq and is a predicted model, not a curated record.
AUCUUCCCCAAUUAUCUACUUGUUACGACUUUACGACACCAUGGAACGCGCGACGUCUAUCUUCGCUGCACUCGAUGCUGGCAAGAUCCCUAGCCAGAAACAGGUUGAUUCCUGGAUUGACUGGCUCAUACACAGUGGCCUCGUGCAAGUCGAACCUUCUGGGAGCGGAGGAGAGCUCUCCGUCCAAGGAAAAAUCCUGAUUAACGAUAUAAGAGAGGUCCUCGAAGCGUAUCGUGAGCUGGGCAACGAAGUCAAUGGUGAUGAUGUGAUCCAAGACGCGCUAUACCAUCUGGGCUCGGGCGACCUCAAGAAUACUGGCAUUGACACCGAUUCUAUGGAUGUCGAUCUAGAUGAAGCUACGCGCGAUAUCAAUGCACUUCGCGCGUCGUUGCGCACGCUCAUCUCCCACCUAUAUGCACACAUUUCGGUAGAAGGACAGGGUCUGUUCUAUGACUUCGCCAGCUUUACCCGCUUAACGUUGGCGGAUGGUGCGGAGCUGAUCGAGCGAGCUGCUGCCUCCACCAAGCAAACUUUACGCGAAAUUGACUCCGAGGUGCAAAGUGGCGAGCGGAACCCUGGGACCGGCACAAAGCGUCCCGCCGACGGUGAUCCCGAGGACGCGGAUGCGCGAGUGAAGUUCGAAAAGACGAUGGAUCAAGUCAAGGUCGCGGGCUCGAAUGUCAUCGGCGCAGGCCAGAAGGUACAAAGUGGCGCACAAGAUAUAUCCGAACGCAGCAGCUCUAGGCUCAACGAUGCGUACUAUAAGAUGUGCGAUCGUGCCCAGUCCGACAAAGACUAUCAGCAGGCCGUCAGUACGAUCUUCGACCUCUUUCAGAAAUGGCUGGACAAGGCUCUCGAAACCGCUGCGGAUGUCAAUGCUGAUACAUCGCUCGAGACAUUCAUUGAUGACCCGACACCCGAGCAACACGUACCCAAAGCGAUCCGAUCGCUUCGUACGCUCAUCGAGCGUCUCGCCGGUGAUAAGCCUCUCGACGACUUGCUCGCUGCGCUCCGCACCUGUGCGGCGGACAUACGCACAGAUAGCGAUACCCGCAAGUGGUUCGACAACUUCUUCAACUACAUGCGCAAGAGCUUGAAGGAGCCCGGUUUUGUCCGGAGUGAGGAGAGCUCGCAGCAAUACGAUGACCUUCGCGAACGCUGGCAAGCGUUGCUCGAUGCCGACUCUGACUACGGCCGCAAGUGGAAAAAGGAUGUUGACGGCUUCAAGGGUGAAAUCGACUCCUUCGAGCAAGGGAUUCGUUCCAAUAAGAAGCUCGACCGCGUACGCAAGGCGCACGUGAAGCUGCAGAAGGAUAUCGAGGAGGAUAUGUGGAUCGCGCAGACCGCCGCGAGCGGCGUACAGAAAUCAGCCCAAGUGGCUGCCUCCGGGCUUGGCUCGGCUCUCAGUCAGAGCACGUGGAUCCUCCAGGACAUGUUUAAUGCCUACCUGCCUCGGUUACUCGGCUUGCUCAAGGACGUGCCGAUCCCGAGAACGGAGUACAAGGACAAAGACACUGACUUCGUGCUCGAGGACCUUGACAUUUCAACGUUGUCCCUCCUCCCUGGUCAUGUCUACAUUCGCAACAUCACCGACGUCGAUAUCUCUGCCUCUGCGGCUGGGCAAGCCCAGACUGCCAUGGGCGCCUACACCCACAUCCAUGCUACAGGUGUUCAGCUUCAACUGAAGGAAGUGUCGUUCUACUACUUGGAUAAGUCUGCCACCGUCGGGCCUUCGGAGUUCACGGGCAUCAUGGAGGUUACCUUACCGCCGAAGGGUAUCGACAUCGAUCUUCGUGUGCGUAUGCUGCCCAACACAGCUUCCGGUUUGAAAGAACGCGAGAAGCGUGGAGGUUUCCACAAGAUCGAGGAUGUCAAGGUGGAAGUCACGGACGAGGUGGACAUCAACAUCAAAUCGUCGAACCACUCCGUCCUUGUCACCGUCUUCAAACCCCUCCUUGUCUCUCGUUUCCGCAGUACUCUCGCCACCACCCUUGCGGAGCAGAUCAAGGCUUCGCUCGAGUUCGCCGACCGUCUCGCUUGGGAUGUCGGCUGUCGCGCCGAAGUCUUCGGCGACACCGGCCUGCCGAGAAGCGCUUCCAUCCUUGCAGCGAUUUGGAGCGAGAUCGGGCACUAUUCUAAAGGUCAGGGUGGUGCGACCAGUGGUUGGCGCGCCACGGGAACCGGCUUCAUCAAAGGCGAGAAGGGCGAUGACUUCCAGAUCGCCAUGGGUGUCGAACCUCAGAUCUUGCCCGGCGAGAAGCGGGGCCCGAAGGGCACGUUCUCGGAGCCUGCUGCUGAGAAGGUGAAGAGGGCCGCGGCAAAGGUUGGCGAGGAACUUGACAUCGAUGUGCAGGACGUUCAGAGCUCGGCGCAGGAGGGCGCGCAGAAGGGAGCUGAGACCGCAAAGAAGGCGGGUCAGGUUGCUGCAGACACGUUGAACGAGGGUGCGCGUAAGGUGAGGACCUUCCGAGAGUCUGUCGAGGCGAAGGUGGAGCAGGAAAAGUCGAGCGAGGGAUGGAGGAGCAGCGCGUUCGACUUGUGA